Malassezia vespertilionis is the source of this 1281-nucleotide messenger RNA. RefSeq lists its product as uncharacterized. Bases 1 to 1281 code for a protein of 426 amino acids. The record is from RefSeq and is a predicted model, not a curated record. The transcript has a single exon. Gene Ontology annotation, cellular component: cytoplasm. Lineage: Eukaryota; Fungi; Basidiomycota; Malasseziomycetes; Malasseziales; Malasseziaceae.
AUGUCCUUGCCGACCACCUAUGCAGAUAUGCGGGGGCGCUACCGCGAUCCAUGGAAAAAUAUACACGCGCGGCUUUCCGCACGUUCCCGCGUGACAAACCUCGGCGUCACCAUUCUUGUAUUUUUUCUUGCCGUGUCCCUGCUGAUGAACAUAAGGCGCAGCGGCAGGAUCGUGCAGCUCGUGGACUCGGCUGGCUCGGACAUGAUCAAGUGUACGUCGAGUGUCGAAAACCUGCGCAAGUCAUUUCCGAUCGUAUACGGAGAAAAAGACGCGCUGCUCACCCACCUCGUCGUCGUCGCUGGCCAUGCGAUUUGGAAGGGCGGCGACUUGGACGGGGUGCAUAACGACGAGAAUUGGUUUUUGGAGCGGUACCAACGUGGCGGAAGCGUAAAUACCUUUGUCGAGCAUAUUAAAAAGGGGUACGUUUCUGCUUGCACGACUCACCGCAGCCUCGAAGUCGCUGUUAACGAUACCACGAGCCUGCUUGUAUUCAGCGGUGGGCAGACGCGCAACCAGGCAUGGACCACGGAAGCUGAGUCCUACUACCGCCUCGCGCUCCAGCUUCCGACGACGCUCCCGACGUGGCCGAUCAGCUCGGGCCGCAUUACAUCCAAAGCUGCGUUUGCGCCGCUGUCGGCGGAUGCACCGUCAACCAUGGCAUCUACAUCUCCGUCUGUGAUCCAGCCGGUGGAUACGCUGCCGGACCUUGCGAAUAUCCGGAUGACCACCGAGGACUUUGCUUUGGACAGCUUCCAGAAUCUCUUGUUUAGCAUUGCACGGUUCCGCGAGUACACGGGCACCUACCCUGAAAAAAUUACAGUCGUUGGCUACAAGUUCAAGGAGCAGCGCUUCAAGGACCUGCACGCCAAGGCUAUGCGAUGGGAUGCAAACAAGCUCGCCAAGGACGGCGAGAAACGCUUUCACUACAUUGGCAUUGACGACGAGCGCCAGCUGCACGCACAAGAAAAGGACAAUGCGUACAGUUUGUUUGCGAAGGAUUUGUACGGAUGCCACGGCAAAUUGCUGGACAAGCGGCGCAAGCGGAACACCAGCCGGCGCAUUCCUCCGUACAUCAACUCCGCCUAUGAAAUCGCCGGCCUCGUCGAUUGGUGUCCGGCGGACAAUGCGGGACUCCAGGGGCUCUAUCCAUACUCGCUUCCUUGGGAUCCACGGGUGCAGGGAAGUGCCAUUGGGCGUGGCGCACGGCUUGCUUUGGAGCAGAACGGCGGAAAAUUCGCUCAGGAAGAGAUUCUUGCCGAUGGGAAGAAAAUUGUCACCUAA